AUGACUUUUCUCCUUGCCGGCCACAGAGGACUCAAGAAAACGUGUCCGGAAAACACGAUCCUCGCGUUUGAAGAGGCAGUCAAGAACGGGUGCUCUGUGAUAGAGACAGAUCUCCAUAUUUCCUCGGAUGGCGAGGUAGUGAUAUGCCACGAUAUUGACACGAACCGCGUAUUUGGGCAGGAUUAUGUUGUCACAAAGACCCCGUACAAAGGCAUUCUAUCGGAGCUGCGCACGCUACAACCUCCGCAUCUGCCGAUUCCGACGUUGAAACAGGUAUUGGAGUGGACCCUGAAGACCAACGAAUCGCGUUCGGAGCCUAUCAAACUGAUGCUGGAUAUCAAGGCUGACAACGAUCCAAAGCGCAUCGUGGACCUGAUUUUACAAAAUCUCGAGGCGGUUGGUGGAAUUGAGUACUGGAAGGACAAGAUCAUCUACGGUCUGUGGGGCGCGGCCUACUACGACGAAAGGAUUGCACAAUUUGAAGUUCUCAACAUUUCCGUGGACGUUCUCACCAGCAAAAGAGUGGCAAACCAGAUCAAGGAGAAAGGGGGCAGAUUAGACUGUGUGUCUGUGAUUGUUGUUGCCAAUGGUCUCGCGUAUAUGGUUGACGAGAUUCUUGAGUUCUGCGAGAGGGAGAAAGUGCGACUGUGGUUCUGGACAGUCAACAGCAAAGAGGACUUAGAAUUGGCCGUUUCUAAAUACGGAUCGCGCAAGAUAGAUGGACAGCCGUUGCUGGAGGGUGUUGUCACAGACGACCCAGCAACGCUACUGUCGCCAGCCAAGCCUGCGUUGACAUUUGGCUACAAAAUGCGCCUUUUCCUGAAGACCAGAGUCUACCUUUUCAUUUUAUUUCUCUACCGCAGAAACAUUGGCCUGCGUCCUCUUCUUACUGCUCUCAGGAAAGUAGGAUUUUUAUAA
Messenger RNA from Ogataea parapolymorpha DL-1, 918 nucleotides. RefSeq lists its product as uncharacterized. Lineage: Eukaryota; Fungi; Ascomycota; Pichiomycetes; Pichiales; Pichiaceae. Gene Ontology annotation, biological process: lipid metabolic process. The record is from RefSeq and is a predicted model, not a curated record. The transcript has 2 exons. Bases 1 to 918 code for a protein of 305 amino acids. Gene Ontology annotation, molecular function: phosphoric diester hydrolase activity.